Cottoperca gobio is the source of this 4054-nucleotide messenger RNA. RefSeq names its product zinc finger and BTB domain containing 3 (gene zbtb3). Lineage: Eukaryota; Metazoa; Chordata; Actinopteri; Perciformes; Bovichtidae. Bases 270 to 2147 code for a protein of 625 amino acids. Gene Ontology annotation, cellular component: nucleus. The record is from RefSeq and is a predicted model, not a curated record. The transcript is spliced from 4 exons. Gene Ontology annotation, molecular function: protein binding; DNA-binding transcription factor activity, RNA polymerase II-specific. Gene Ontology annotation, biological process: regulation of transcription by RNA polymerase II.
AUAGGUGGCACUGUCGUGGCGGCCGGGCGGGUGGCGCUAGUGUCAUGGGCGGCACCACAGAAGAAGAGCUGCAUUCUGUCCUGGAAGAAAACAUCAGGCAGACAGCAGCAGCAGCUGUCUUCUUUGGACAUACUGUUACAAAUGAAGACGAAGCUGCCAGUGGACUGAAGACUUCGUGCAGGUCACCAUGGAAACCUAACGUUAGAAACGUUAGGGAUGACUGAAUUGUCAAUAAACAUCAACAAGAGAAAGAAGCAGUACUUUCCGUGAUGGAGUUCCCCCAGCAUUCCCAGCAGCUGCUGUCAGCGCUGCGUUCCCAGCGCCAGCGGGGCUUCCUCUGUGACUGCACCGUCCUGGUGGGCUCAUCCCAUUUCCUGGCUCACAGGGCAGUUUUGGCCUCCUGCUCACCUUUUUUCCACAUGUUCUACUCAGACUCUCCAGGGGUCAUCGGUGGAAACGGCACCAGCAGCUCUGUCACUCUCGACAGCGACAUUGUUACGGCUGCUGCAUUUGGCUUGCUCUUGGACUUUGUCUAUGAAGGCGUGCUACAGCUGGGCGAGUCUCUACCAGUGGAGGACAUAUUGGCAGCUGCAAGCUUUCUGCACAUGAACGAGGUGGUGAGAGUCUGCAAGAAGCGACUUCAGAGACGGGGGCCACUGGCUGAGGCAGACAGCACUCGAUCUGAAGAGAGCGCUGGAGCGAGAAGGGCAAUAGAGACAGGGAGAGAGGGUGGAGGUGACGGUGGAGCUGAGCCAGUGGUGGCCAUGGCAGGAGAUCACUUGAAUCCAGUCGCCAUGGCAGCACCAUUCUCAUCUUUAUCUACAAUGGCAGAGAGGAGUCAGUUGGAGUCUGUGAAGUCUGAGAGGAGGACUGGGGCGGGGUCAGAAGCACAAGUUCAGACUCCUCUGAGCCCUGACAUCGCGGAUACAACGCAGCCAGGCAUGGACGCCCCUCCUCUGCGCCCAAGCAGAGAGCUGGUGCAGGGACUCCUCACAGGCCGGUCUACCGCGGGAGGUCACGUCAGGUUAGGGUCUGGAGGUCACAGAGAGGGGUCAGCACUCUGCAGCCCUUGCAGUACCACUGAGACAUACAGCCACAGCAGUAACCAGCAGCCCUCAUCUUCUUCUUCCUUCCUGGUGCCAGUGAGCCAGGCUGGCGGUCAGUCAGUGGUUGCUUAUUCCCAGUCAGGACCGAGCCUCUCCCCCAGCCCCCAACAAGAAGUACCCCGACUGGCACGUGAUGACUCUGUAAGGAAACCCUCAGAGGCUGAACACAGAGGUACAUUAGGCAGAGAACAACAGAUGGUAAUGUUAAUCCAAGCAUCAGCACGAACCUCGCAAAACCCGACACACUUGCCACCACAGCGUGCACUUCCCCAGAUUCGAAUCCAGAACGCUGUGUCGCUCCAACGCCAAAACUUGGACUUCCACUCGGCUCCUCAGACCCAGUCACCUAAAGGACCUGAGGGGAAUAUAGGAGCUUUACCCACCAGACAAAAUGAAAGAUCUCAGCCUCUUAUGGGCAGAGUGAGGACAAACAACAAUGAUGGAGAGAAUGUGAACAUCAAAGUGGAGGCCAUAGUUAUAUCUGACGAAGAGCUAGAGGAGGAGAAAGAGGAAAGCAGCGAGAGGGAACCAGUGAUGGAAGUAGACGAUGAGUAUGAGGAAGAAGAGGAGCUACACAGCCCUCAGUUUCUCGCCUGCAACCCGCAGGGCCUCUUACAAAUGACCUCCCAUUCAAAUGACUACUCCUUCCCCCUCUCUCCCUCCUCUUCCUCCUCUGGUGCCGGCCCUUCCUCCCAGGACACUUCCUCCUUUGCCCUCAUUCCUCCAUCCACAGCUCAGCAGCAUUCAGACCAUCCUGCCUACUUCCAGGACUUCCAGGACGCUAUGGGGAACUUUGUAGAGGACGUCCCCACAUGUGGAGUCUGUGGAAAGACUUUCUCUUGUACAUACACAUUAAGGCGCCACGCCAUCGUGCACACACGCGAACGUCCUUAUGAGUGUCGCUACUGCUACCGGAGCUACACACAGUCAGGCGACCUGUACAGACACAUACGCAAAGCUCAUGACCACACAUUGCCAGCCAAACGCAGCAAGGCAGACAUGGAGCCCUCCCUGCCACCACAACCACCACCUCUUAGCUAACACACAAAGACACACACUAUUGUACUUCUGUACUUAUAAUUCUACAUUUAAACCGAAAUCAUGCAGAUCUGCAACUAAUUCAUUUGUUGGUUAUUUUCUUAAUUAAUUAAUGUCAGAGAAAUUGUGAAAAAUGUCUAUCACAAUACUUAUAUUUUUAUAUUUGCACCCAGCAGACACCCAUGCUUUUUAUUCUACUGAGGACAUUUGAUCUAGCCUGACAUUGCCAGAACAAAUCGCAAAUGUGAAUUAGCCUCUCAGUUCAUUUCAGAUUUCCAAGGGGUGUUAUCAACGGGUUAUCAAUGUGUCGUAGCGCUGAGCGGUGUAGAUGGCCAAUCACAGCAUAUAAGAAAGGAGGGACUAAAAUAAUAAUAAUAAUAAUAAUAUAUUUAAUUUAUAUAGCGUUUUUCAAGACCUCAAAGCCGCUGAGCGACGAGAAAUGUAAACGGACUUCACUGUGCAGAGAUGAGCUGGUAUUUUAUGAGGUGGUAAAUGAAACUUUUGCUAUAUUGUCAGAAGUACAGCAAACGCAUCUUACUUCUCGAAAAAAUGCAGUUGGUUGUUCUUUUAGCGAAAAUAUACCGAGAGCAAAUAUAGCGACUUCAACAGAAAGUUCAGCUGCAGCAAUCUUAGUUGUUUUUGAAAAUGCUUAAACGCCGCUCCUCUUUAAGGUCUUCGACUCAAACUCUCCCCAUAUUAAAUAACUGGUUGUGAUUGGCCGGCAGAUCUCAAGUUGCUGGAAAACUGUACAAAUCGGAGCGAAUAAAACAUGAGCUUGCAGAUCCGUCUGGUUCCCAGACAAAUUUUGAGCCCCAUAAGUACAGAAAUACAAGAACUCAUACACCGAAUAAACACCAGCGAUGUGGCAGGGAUAUCAGCAUCAUCAUUCAUCAAACUAACACGCUUUAUGUUCAUGUAUGACCGUUGUCUCCUUAAAACAUUUAUAAAAGAACAUUUUAAAAGGCAUUUUUAGGUUUUACAUUUUUUAAUACAUGUUGCAUACAUUCGUAUGGGUAUAAAAAUUAUCAAAAACUUAACUGUUGUAAGAUUCAGAUGUUCAAUCAUGUUUCAAUGAAUUUUGUGACUUCCUACACGUACACUGACUAUUUAAUCUCAAAACACAGUUAAGAGAAAGCUGUUGUGUUUUUAAUUGAGUUGUAAUGUUUACGACUGCUUUGUCAGUGUGCGACUCUGUGCCAGCAAAGUUUGACUGAUUGAUUAAUAGUAGUAGCAUUGUAUGGCCCAAUGUUUUAUUUACAGGGUGAAACCAUCAGAGCAAAUACCUGCAAACUUUAAAAUUAGAAUCUGAUUUGUAAUACAAGCUUUUCCUUAUAUCAAUUUUAAUAAAGCCCGUUCAUUAGCAGAUAUAUACAGCAUAUCUGAUUAAGUAAAAAAUCAGCUGUGCCAAAUGGCCUUUACUUUGCCUUGUUUCUUCAUCUCCGUAUCUCCUUUAAAAUUCAGUAAAAGGUCUUUGAUUAGGAAUAUUUUUAAAUGAUGCAACUGACCCAGAAAUAUCAAAGUAGCAGCCAUAAAAACUUAUUGAAUUGUAUGCAUUUCCAUUGGCUGUCCAGCAUUAUAUACAGUAGUGUGAUUAUCAUAGCACUGUGGCUUUCUUGUCCUAACUUAUGACUUUGCUUGGCAUUCUUCAUCAAGGUUCAUUUAAAGUUGUACGGUACCUAAACUUCCAGCCUACAUGCAGUAGGAUAUAAGUGUGUUUGGCUUUUCUUAUUGCCCAUAUGACCUUUCCUUCUGUAGCGUUUCACCUGUAAUAUGACAGAAUAUACAGUACGAGCAUUCUUUGACACAUGCAGUAAUUCUGCCUUCUCUUUAAAUGUUAAAAUUUUAUUUAGAAAUUCAACUUUAAAUGUGCCUAAAAGACCAUUUGACACAUUGGAAUUUUUUGUUCUGUG